This is a messenger RNA of Hermetia illucens (black soldier fly), 1536 nucleotides long. The record is from the annotation of a RefSeq genome assembly. Lineage: Eukaryota; Metazoa; Arthropoda; Insecta; Diptera; Stratiomyidae.
UCGCGACAAUGACUUUUUUCAACAAAUCAUAAAGAUAUUGGUACAUUAUAUUUUAUCUUUGGAGCCUGAGCUGGUAUAGUGGGAACUUCUUUAAGAAUUCUUAUUCGAGCCGAAUUAGGUCAUCCAGGAGCUUUAAUUGGAGAUGACCAAAUUUAUAACGUAAUUGUUACUGCCCAUGCUUUUGUAAUAAUUUUCUUUAUAGUAAUGCCAAUUAUAAUUGGUGGAUUUGGUAAUUGACUUGUUCCCCUAAUAUUAGGAGCCCCUGAUAUAGCUUUCCCACGAAUAAAUAACAUAAGUUUCUGGUUACUUCCCCCCUCUCUCACUCUUUUAUUAGCCUCUUCUAUAGUAGAUGCCGGAGCAGGAACCGGUUGAACUGUCUACCCCCCCUUAGCCGCUGGUAUUGCUCAUAGUGGAGCUUCAGUUGACCUAGCUAUUUUUUCCCUUCACUUAGCCGGGAUUUCUUCAAUUUUAGGGGCUGUAAAUUUUAUUACAACAGUAAUCAAUAUGCGAUCGACAGGAAUUACAUUUGAUCGAAUACCUCUAUUUGUUUGAUCAGUAGUAAUUACAGCAGUACUUCUCCUUCUGUCACUUCCUGUUCUUGCUGGAGCUAUUACCAUAUUAUUAACAGAUCGAAAUUUAAAUACUUCUUUCUUCGACCCAGCCGGAGGAGGAGAUCCCAUUCUUUAUCAACAUUUAUUUUGAUUCUUCGGACACCCAGAAGUUUAUAUCUUAAUUUUGCCAGGAUUUGGUAUAAUUUCCCAUAUUAUUAGUCAAGAAUGUGGUAAAAAGGAAACAUUUGGAUCCCUAGGAAUAAUUUAUGCUAUAUUAGCCAUUGGUCUAUUAGGAUUCAUUGUAUGAGCUCACCAUAUAUUUACAGUAGGAAUAGAUGUUGACACCCGGGCUUAUUUCACUUCAGCUACAAUAAUUAUUGCCGUUCCUACAGGAAUUAAAAUUUUCAGUUGAUUAGCUACCCUUCAUGGAACACAAAUAUCCUAUUCACCCGCAAUUAUUUGAGCACUAGGAUUUGUAUUCUUAUUUACAGUAGGGGGAUUAACAGGAGUUGUUCUUGCUAAUUCAUCAAUUGAUAUUAUUCUCCAUGACACAUAUUAUGUCGUAGCCCAUUUCCACUAUGUACUUUCUAUAGGAGCAGUAUUUGCUAUCAUAGGAGGAUUUGUGCAUUGAUAUCCAUUAUUUACAGGAUUAACUUUAAAUCCUAAAUGAUUAAAAAGUCAAUUUCUUAUUAUAUUUGUAGGAGUAAAUUUAACUUUCUUCCCUCAGCAUUUCCUAGGACUAGCAGGUAUACCACGUCGGUACUCUGACUAUCCAGACGCUUACACAGCCUGAAAUAUUGUGUCUACAAUUGGAUCUACAAUUUCACUUCUAGCUAUUCUAUUUUUCCUUUACAUUAUUUGAGAAAGUAUAAUUACUCAACGAACUGUAAUUUACCCUGUUCAACUCUCUUCUUCAAUUGAGUGAUACCAAAAUACCCCACCCGCUGAACACAGUUAUUCAGAACUACCGCUAUUAACUAAUUAA